Molecule: messenger RNA, 1410 nt
Organism: Desarmillaria tabescens
Lineage: Eukaryota; Fungi; Basidiomycota; Agaricomycetes; Agaricales; Physalacriaceae
Exons: 9
Coding region: 1-1410 (469 amino acids)
Source: RefSeq, a predicted model, not a curated record
AUGGCAGUACCCCAAGAAGUUUUUAAUUCAAAUAAUCAUGAUGCGACAGCAAAUAUACAGGAUGAAAGGAAUGUUGUAGGACAGCUUUCGGUAACGACUCAACCUGAUCAUCAGGAUAUUCAGACUGUUGCAAGUGGUCUCGAGGAACACCAUGAUUCUUUGUUUAUUACAACUUAUAGCAGGUAUAAUGAAGCGCUGGAUUCAACGAAUUUAUCUGUUCUCGUGGUGAAUAUUUACCUUACGAAUCGAACCAACACGGAUGUCAGUUCAUAUGAAAACAUUCUCGUUACAGACUCAUUGGAAGUCUGCACGACGCAGGCUAUGCCUGCAUUUUUACCCAUUGAGCUGGCUGCUCGUCGCACACCUUCAGAGAUCUGGAUCGUUGUGUUUGCACAAAUUUAUCUGGUAGCUCCGAGUGCUUCUCCUGGUCACACCAAGUGCUGGGCUGAAUUGACUGCCAUGACGCUGCAGUCGGUCCAAGCUGGAAACCUCUCACAGGGUCGCAUGCCUAUUCUUUGGAGAUGCGUUAUCCACUCUUUUGGCGAUAUCACUUCCCCUCAUCAUGUCGACGCGUUCGCUGUGGCGCCGAAGCUCCAGGACGUAAUCUUUACAGGUUUUGACGCCGGAACCACAUUUGAUGUUCCUGCGAACAUCACAUCUUACGAUGAUGUGCGGGAUUGCUAUGUCACUGGAAACGUUCACGAUUCCAUUGUUCACAUGCUAUACGCAUCACCCGAUAUGUGGUAUUUCCGAGCAGUAUAUCAACGAGAUCCACCGACUUUGUUUCAUUCAAUGGGACCGGUGGAGUGUCCCAAUAUAUAUACGUUCUGUGCUUCACAGGGGUCUCUGUUUAGAAGCGUUUCAUUGCCUAUGGUCAGGACUAUUAUCAUCGAAAGCAACCCUCCUAAUAGCAUGAUCACCACUACCGACGACGACUGCUUGCCCGCUGUGCACGACCUGAUAUUAAGGUCGAAAUGCCAUUUUUAUCUGACCGAAUUGGAGUAUGAUGUCAUUAUACAUGACCUCAUCAUCGCUCUGGGUCUUAUCAUUGGCAUUGAUGCGUCGGAUAUUCAUUGCAUGGUUCCUGCUUUAGCUCGUUUCAUCGUUUCUAUCACCCAUCCUUUGGAUAUCGGCUGGCAUGAUAUCAGUUUUGCCUGUGACGAUUUGGUGCACAUGGUGGAACAACGUCAUUUCCCAACUUCCGAUAUCUUGAGCCAUCUUGCAGUGACAAUUGAUGCCGAUAGCCCAUUUCUCAAAUUUCCUCGCAUGGAUGAGGAAGUGAUCACCCGAUUAGCGGAAUUACGAAGUAUGGGUCACGAUAUACGAUUGGCGGGAUUUGUGGGUGGUAACUAUGUUUCGAACAUUGUUCCUGGCGAUCUUCCGGCUAUCAAUCCGACGUCUAGCGUGUAA